Molecule: messenger RNA, 1322 nt
Organism: Telopea speciosissima
Lineage: Eukaryota; Viridiplantae; Streptophyta; Magnoliopsida; Proteales; Proteaceae
Product: nuclear pore complex protein NUP35
Exons: 3
Coding region: 62-1054 (330 amino acids)
Biological process (GO): NLS-bearing protein import into nucleus; nuclear pore organization; regulation of DNA-templated transcription
Cellular component (GO): nuclear membrane; nuclear pore central transport channel; nuclear pore nuclear basket
Molecular function (GO): single-stranded DNA binding; phospholipid binding; structural constituent of nuclear pore
Source: RefSeq, a predicted model, not a curated record
UUUGUUUUUAAUCUUUAGGCACUUUAGUCGUUGGUUGCUCGAAGUUAGCAAAGGUAAAGGGAUGGGCACCACAGUGCAGAGAACCUCAAAAGGCGGAAGGCAAUCGGUUUUUUUUAAUGAUUUAGCAUCACCAGUUUCCGCACAUAGAGGGAAAUUCAUGAGCCCAGGUCAGGCAGCUGCAGUGUCUGCUCUAUGGCGAGAGAAUUUUGGGGGUGCCGAUCCUCCACCGCCUCCUAUUUUCACCUUGGAAGACCGUGCUGAUUUCUCUCCGGAAUCCGGGAUUGUGGAUUAUCCGAUGUCUCCAGAAACAAAGUCGGAGAUGAGGACACCUGUUCGGGAUUCUCGCCGGGAUUCUCUUUCUCCCUUGAAAAGCAAGUCUGAGGCGAGCACUUCUUAUGCUGCAAUGGGGGCACAGCAAAUACAACAAACCCCUGCAAGCUCGAGCUGGUGGUCCCCCGGAAAGAGUGCGAGUGAUCAUGAUGAUAAAGGGAAGGGUUCACCAGUUGAGGGUGUGGUUCAGCCCGGUGCAUUAAUUCUGUUACCCCCACCAAGGGAAGUUGCCAGACCGGAGUUGCAGAGGAAUAACUUACCAGCCAGCGACCUUGACGAGGAGGAAUGGGUUACAGUUUAUGGAUUUUCCCCAGGUGAUACCAAUUUAGUGUUGCGGGAGUUUGAAAAAUGUGGUGUGAUAUUGAGACAUGUGCCGGGUCCAAGAGAGGCUAACUGGAUGCAUAUUCUUUAUGAGAAUCGUUCUGAUGCUCUGAAGGCUCUCAACAAGAAUGGGAUGCAAAUCAAUGGAGUGCUGAUUGUUGGCGUGAAGACCUUGGAUCCAAUCCAACGCCAGGCCCUGAAUGAAAGGUCCAACAACCAGGGGUUCAUGACUCUGCCCGCUCCAGCCAAUAGAAACUCCGAGCUUAUCCCGUCGAGAGUCUCUCCUCGCCCCUAUUUUGUUCAGAAUAAGGGUAAUUCUAGUACCCAACGUUCAGUUGGUACCAUUGCCGCUCCUGCCAAAUCUGUCAUGUCCAAAGUCAUGGAUUUGAUGUUUGGCAUCUGAGGUGAGUGGUUGCCAUCCAAUUGGCUUCUACUCUUAGAAAUUAUAAUCUUUUCUCUUAGCAUAUGUUGGAUUUUAUCCUUUUGCAUGAUAAGAAAAAAUGUAUUGCCCUUCCCUAGUGGCAGGUUUUCCACCCAUAUUUAGUUUCCAAUGAGCUUUGUUUUUUGUUUUUUUGGUGGGUUGGGAAGAAAUUUUUUGUUUCUCUAUAGCAUCAUCAUGACUUAAUGUAAGUUGUAGGUUCUCCUGAUUUUUAGUUUCAUUCUGGAUUUUU